Messenger RNA from Exaiptasia diaphana, 2641 nucleotides. Its product is annotated as lysosome membrane protein 2. The record is from RefSeq and is a predicted model, not a curated record. Gene Ontology annotation, molecular function: scavenger receptor activity. NCBI's taxonomy places the organism in Eukaryota, Metazoa, Cnidaria, Anthozoa, Actiniaria, Aiptasiidae. The transcript has 13 exons. Gene Ontology annotation, cellular component: cytoplasm; membrane. The coding region runs from base 94 to 1644 and encodes 516 amino acids.
CUGCUCUACUUCCCAAUUUAGUAAAAUGUGCACAAUCGUGUAGCUUAUAUAUUGUGUAACUAUUUACUUUGACUCAAAUUCUUCACGGCAAUCAUGAACAAGUGUGUAURUUCUAUGGUAGCUUUGCUUGUUCUUGGAAUAGUUCUCCUUGUAGCAGGCAUUGUGCUCUAUCUUGAAAAUAGCAAAAUCAUCAACAGCAAAGUGAAACAGAAUGUAGAACUGAAAGAGGGAAGUCUUGUGUUUAAAAACUGGAAGAAGCCAACAUCACCUUUGUAUAUGCAGUAUUUUGUAUUCCAUGUUAAUAACUCAGACCAAGUCUUAGCUGGUGAAGAAAUCCCACAUGUUGAACAAAGAGGRCCAUAUUCAUACAAGGAAAUAAGAAGUAAUGAUGUCAGAAACUGGAGUCUUGACCAUACUGAGGUCACAUUUAUGCCAAACAGAACGUAUAUAUUUGAUCCAGAGACAUCAUGCGCCAAUUGUAGUGACGAYGAUWACUUUACAACUGUCAAURUCCCUCUGUUGACAACAGCAAUUUGGCUUGAGGAAACAGAUUACGAAAAAUCACAAGGUUUCUUUUGUUGGCAAGGACUCAAGUUCCUUGUCUUUGGUCUACUGUCUCCAGAAGAAAAGAGUUUGUUUCACAGUAAAAAAGUUCGUGAGAUUCUGUGGGGAUAUGAAGAUCCUUUGCUCGCUCAUGUUCUAAAGGCUCAUAAAGUUGAUCCAAAUUGUGCAAUCCCAGAUGGUCUGAAUCCCUUCGUWCAAUUGCAGUAUAACAAWACAUAUUAUGGGAUAUCUGCUGUUAAUACUGGUCGCAAGGAUAUUAACAAACUGGAGCAGUACACGAUGUGGAGAAAUGAAGAUAAGCUGUCUUGGUGGUCAGACAAAUAUGCCAAUAUGAUUAAUGGAACUGAUGGUACACAAUUCAAGCCAGGAAUUUCAAAAUCUGAUACUUUGUAUGCCUUUGUACCUGAAAUUUGUAGAUCCAUCUACAUGAAGUACACAUCCACAGUCAAAGUCAAGGACAUUACUUUAUAUCGUUACAAAGUUCCAGAUGAGGUUUAUAUAACUGGUGAUAAAUACCCYCCUAACAAAGGAUUCUGUGUUCCACCUGGGUGUCUUCCUACUGGUUUACUCAAUCUAACACGCUGCCAACCACAAAACCCGCCAAUUGCUGUAUCACCACCACACUUUUAUCAAAGUAAUAAAACACUUGUCAAAGCUGUCAAAGGACUUGAUCCAGUUGCAAGUGCACAUGAAACUUUCCUGGACGUUGAACCAACUACUGGCAUCACAAUGCAAGCAAAACGAAGAAUUCAAGUCAAUGUUCAUUUACGUCCUGUGAAAUAUCUCUCAUACACAAAUAAGAAUUUCACUCCUGUCUAUUUACCAAUAAUGUAUGUUAAUGAGAGUGCCCUUAUUGAUGACCAUGAUGCUUCUGAAUUCAAGCAUCAGGUUUAUGAUCAGAUGAAUCUACUAACUGAUGUUGAGUACAGUCUAAUGGGUGUAGGAGGUCUACUUGUGUUAAUCGCAGUCUCCAUCCUCAUAUGUUUGAUUGUCUGUCCGUCCAAAAAUGAUGAGAAGGUACCCAUACAAACCGACAAGAAGACUUAUGGGACAGCARCCAACGUCUWCGUCAACGUCUAAUCAUUUUAAAAUCGUAUGCAAAGUUGAAAUGGUUGAAAAAUCACAAAUAUGGACAGUCACAUGGUAGCUGAACUUGACGGCUACAGUCAUCACAUCUAGGUAAACAUAAAUUAUCUGAUACUUUGGUAUCCUGCAAUAUUAAUCAGCCUUACCAAGCUAAACAAGAUAAACCUACCACAGAGUUGCUGGCAAGAAAAGUCAUAUUUUAACAACACCUGUGUAAUUCUUGCGCAAUGAUUGCAUGAUAAUUGUGUCAAUAAGAGGACAUGUACACUGCUGUGCCAGUGUAAUUUUUAUAAGAGAAUUUUAAAUUGAAUAGUAUUGGAUAGAUUUUAAAGAAAUUUUAUAGAUUUUUAUGUAGACUAGAUGUUACAGUAAUAAAUAAUGAUUUUAUUUUGACACACAAAGCGUGAAAAACAUUAAAACAAAGGAAUUUAGUAAUAAUUUAAAUAGCACUUGGCGCUAUUCAAUAUUCAACUGUUUCACACUUAUAGUGUUUGCACUUUAGUUCAAUAAAAUGAGCUAAUGCUUGUGAAAUGAAAACAAGGCUUGAUAGACCUCAUGACACGUACUCCGGAGCGUCCCGCAUUCCUGAUUCCAUGAAUUCUGAACUCACAAGGAUUCAGGAUUAGAGCAUAUUAGAUUCAGAAUGCAAAGUGUCCUAGUUUGUUUUUGAUGUCAGUGACUUAUUUAGUCAAUAACUUGAACUUGUUUUAUUGGAUUCUGUUUUCAGUGCCGGAUUCCAGAUUCCAAGUAUCUGGAUAAUAGAUUCUAUAGCAAACUUUUGCCAGAUUCCGUGUCAUGGGGCGAUUUUACCGGGGACCUAUUAAAGUAAAAGAACUGUGAAAACAACCACAAUAAAAAAAUUAUAAUGAUAAUGAUAAUCUCGUGUGUUUUAAAAAACACUAUGUCAUAYGUCUUUGGUUUUAAUGUAAGCAGUGAUAAAACAUUUUUGUUUUCAGUGUUUUUUAUAUAUCAAUAAAUCCAUGUUUUACAA